UGCUGACCGCUGUGCUGCGUAAACGGUACUGCACUAUGCUACUUAGCAUAUUUGGCCAUCAUCCUCUUUGUCACUGUCACAGCACAGUGGCAGCAAAGGCGAGGAGAUAAUCGACUGUGGUAGCAUAGUAGGUUCUGUAUUUAAGCGUCCCGGCUUGGAAUUCAAGAAACCUUUCUUGUAAAACGAACUUUUGUUAAGCAGCUAUGGCAGAACCAGAACUUCUGUUGGACUCCAAUAUUCGUCUGUGGGUGGUCCUGCCCAUCGUCUUCAUCACCUUCCUUGUUGGAGUGAUUCGACAUUAUGUCUCAAUUCUGCUUCAGACUGACAAGAAACUGACAUUAGAGCAGGUGUCAGACAGCCAGGUCCUUAUCAGGAGCAGAAUUCUUAGAGAAAAUGGAAAAUACAUCCCUAAACAGUCUUUCUUGAUGAGAAAAUUUUACUUCAACAAUCAAGAGGAUGGAUUCUUCAAAAAAACCAAGAGGAAGGUCGUUCCUCCUUCUCCAAUGACAGAUCCCAGCAUGCUGACAGACAUGAUGAAAGGCAACGUGACAAACGUGCUUCCCAUGAUUCUUAUCGGCGGUUGGAUCAACUGGACCUUUUCAGGAUUUGUCACAACCAAGGUACCUUUCCCACUAACCCUACGCUUCAAGCCCAUGCUGCAACAAGGAAUCGAGCUGCUCUCUCUUGAUGCCUCCUGGGUCAGCUCAGCGUCCUGGUACUUCCUGAAUGUGUUUGGUCUCAGAAGCAUGUACUCCUUGAUUCUGGGACAAGAUAACGGUGCGGAUCAGUCCAGGAUUAUGCAGGAGCAGAUGAGUGGGGCUGCUAUGGCCAUGCCUGCUGACACAAAUAAAGCCUUCAAGGCCGAGUGGGAGGCACUUGAGCUAACCGACCACCAGUGGGCGCUGGAGAGUGUUGAGGAGGAACUGAUGAGCAAGGAGCUGGACUUAGAGGGAAUGUUUAGCAAGGAUCUGCCUACUGGCAUCUUCUGAUUGGCUGUUGACCACUACAGGGAACUGUUUACCACUGGGCACACAUACGUUUUUCUUUAAUGGAAGCAAUUAGGGGUGCAGAUAAUUUACAUAGAGAUGAAAUAGUGUGUCUUCUGAGGUUUUAUGGAACAUCUAUGUACAUUUGUGUGCAAUCAUUGACCUUUCAAUUGUUUUAUGCUGCUGCUGUUGCUGUCUCAAUGUGAUAUUGAAAUUGAAUGACUUCAACGGGACAGUUUUGUGAAGUCAGUGUUGAAAGAAAACAAUACAGAAACUGUAUGUCCUACAACGAUAUCACUCCUUUUAGUUUUUGAAAUGUUAUGAUUAGUCUUUUUUCAUCACUUAGAAUUAUUAUUGAUAUAUUUGUGUUUUGUUUAACCAGAAGACACAAUAGUGACAUUACUAAACGGAUGUGAAAGGAUACUACUGUUGCGAAGCAUUCCACAUUCACAUUGUAUAACCAUUCCUUUUAUUUUAAGCAGCAUUGUGUGUUUGACAUGACUGGCAGAUCUUAGGUUGAACUAAUUUGUGUGUUUAUUAAUGCAGUGUGUUACUUUUUUAAUAUUUAUUUUUAGCAAUUUUAUGAUGUAACAAUUCCCUUGCUUUUGUAUAAAGAUCAAUUUCCCUA
This is a messenger RNA of Osmerus eperlanus (European smelt), 1614 nucleotides long. It is a transcript of the gene emc3, whose product is annotated as ER membrane protein complex subunit 3. Gene Ontology annotation, cellular component: membrane; EMC complex. NCBI's taxonomy places the organism in Eukaryota, Metazoa, Chordata, Actinopteri, Osmeriformes, Osmeridae. Gene Ontology annotation, biological process: protein folding in endoplasmic reticulum. The record is from RefSeq and is a predicted model, not a curated record. The transcript is spliced from 9 exons. The coding region runs from base 204 to 989 and encodes 261 amino acids.